This is a messenger RNA of Neurospora hispaniola, 1234 nucleotides long. RefSeq lists its product as uncharacterized. The record is from RefSeq and is a predicted model, not a curated record. The coding region runs from base 365 to 1192 and encodes 275 amino acids. Lineage: Eukaryota; Fungi; Ascomycota; Sordariomycetes; Sordariales; Sordariaceae. The transcript has a single exon.
UCCAAGUUAAACCGAUUGCUUUGGACGAACUCCUCUUCUACAUUUUCAUCCAUCACGUCUGAAUUCCUCGUCUUGUCUUUGAUACGAUCAUUGUGUCCAAACUUCCUAUAACGGCCGCCACCUUACCCAAUCAUCGAUAGAUCGACCACUUAUCUGCUUCAAUAUUCCCUAGUACGCCCUGAUCUUGCCUCCUAAACCCAUAUCUAUAUGUCCCGGAUUCAAGCACCCCUUUGUGACCCUCUUCGCUGACCUCCGAGUCCAGCUAUUUGCCAUCUAACCGAUCACGACUCACCCCGCUCACAUCUUGCAAAGGGAAACCGAAGAGCUUACCCCCAUCGGAGAGAAACAACUCUGCAAACGCCUCAUGUUCCUUCACUCCCAAUCUCGCACUCCUCAUCGUUCUCCUGCUCUGCAACGAAGACCCUCGGACACCGAGCCUCUCGUCAUCGCCUCUGGCUCCGGGACCCAGGAUCACACCCAGAGCAGCCCUGCUCGCACCAGCCUCGUGAACGACCUCAACAGCAACGGCUCCUGCACCUACUCUGACGACGACGGUGACUACGACCAGCAGCAAUCCUCCUCUUCGUGUCCAGACAACAUGAACCACAAACAUCCUCACAACCUCUUGAACAGCAACAGCAACAAACUCUGCCACAAACGCUCAACAACUUCCACAUUCAAUACCUACUCCACGGCUCCCACGGCUCCCAUCGCCUCCUCCAGCAAAGUAAACGUGACCAACCCCUUCGAAGAUCCCUCCCACAUCGUCAACGAACCCUCACCCUCUGGUUCUUCCACCCCCUCCACAAUCCCCUCCGAUUCAUCUACACCCCAACCUCAUUCUCUCUACCGAAUCAAUCCCAACUCGAAUUCCUUUCACCCUCAUCCUCACCCUCCCCAUGCCCUGCAUAGCAACCACGGCCUAGACGGCACGGUCUCCGCCAACGCCGGUUUCACCGCCGGCACCACCGGCCAUGGCGUGCCCGUCCCGGUAAUCAACAAGCGAGCCCAUACUAGUACUACGAUCUCGUCAAGGAGAUCGGGCAGGUCGACUUCUUCCAAACUCUCGAAGAGGGUGAAGAAGUUGCCACGGGCGGUGAGGCGGGCGAUUAGGAGGUUUCUGAGACGAGUGACGGGGAAGAGCCGGAAGAAGGACAAGAUGAAGGUGACUUGGACUGCGCCGCAGGAUUGAGGCCGAGAAGCCUCAGAGGGAGGACAUGUCAGGAUGGAGAGG